CACCACUUCCAGCAGCAUCACUUAACAAGCUCCACUGGAAAAGAUGUCUCAUCUACUCUUUGCCCUACUUUCUUUAUUUUCUCUUGCAAUCCUUCUGGAAGCAAAGUGGAAACUGAAGGAGAAUGUUUAUGUCAUAGAGUCAGAGUGGACGCAGGAAGCACCGCCUGAAGAAGUAGACCUCACCUGCAAUAUAUCUGAAGAGCAAGCUAUGUCUGUCUACUGGAUGAAGGAUGAGGAAAGAAUAGCAACUGGCAAGACCCUAACCAUUUCAGUAAAGGAAUUCCCAGAUGCUGGCAACUACACCUGUCAGAAAAGUGAUACCGAUGAGAUUUUAAAUUACUAUUUUUUCCUUAUUACUAAAAAAGACUCGAGCAGACAAAUAUCGAAGUGGAUUCUAAAAAGUUUUAAAGAACCAAACAACAUGACAUUUUUAAAAUGUGAGGCAAAGAAUUAUUCAGGGAUUUUCGUAUGUUCAUGGAAGACAGAAAAUGAGAGUCCAAAUGUGCAGUUCACAAUCAAAAGUCUAAAAGGAUCUCAAGAGGAUGUUUCUGGAAAUGUCAUCUGUGGAAGCCCUGUGCCUCAACGCCAUGAAUUAGAGACAACGUACACAGUCAGUUGUCAGAAAAUCAAUCACUGCCCAUUUGCUGAGGAGCAUCAGCCCACUGAGAUGUUCCUGGAAGUUAUUGAUGAGACACAAUAUGACAACUGCACCAGCAGCUUCUUCAUCCGAGAUAUCAUAAAACCUGACCCUCCCGAGUGCGAGUAUGUGGUAAAAAAUGGCACAGUGACAUGGAAAUACCCCAGAACAUGGAACAUACCAGAGUCUUAUUUCCCUUUGACAUUUAAAGUCAAUGCUGAAGAGUCAACACCUCAAAAAAACAAGUUUUAUGAUACUGAUGAACAGUUCAUUCAUUUGUCAAAGACAAGCAAGUUUGACAAGAUCUAUGUCCAGGCCAGAGAUCAGUAUUACAAUUCAUCUUGGAGUGACUGGAAACUUUGCAGUAAUCAGUAAGAGAUUUCAGGGAAAUGGCUGAAGGAAAGCCCCCUCACUCCCGAAGAAAAUGAAACAGACAAAGGACAAGAUGUAAAACAUGGAUGGGAGGAAAAACUGCUUCUGAAAUGUAUUAGGAAGUCAUGGCACAUAUAUUUUUUGUACUAGAUUAAUAUGAUGACAGUGAUUGACCCAGCUCUUGUAUGUUCCCAAGAUU
This is a messenger RNA of Pelodiscus sinensis (Chinese soft-shelled turtle), 1208 nucleotides long. It is a transcript of the gene IL12B, whose product is annotated as interleukin 12B. The record is from RefSeq and is a predicted model, not a curated record. Gene Ontology annotation, molecular function: protein binding. Lineage: Eukaryota; Metazoa; Chordata; Testudines; Trionychidae.